Molecule: messenger RNA, 3365 nt
Organism: Paramuricea clavata
Lineage: Eukaryota; Metazoa; Cnidaria; Anthozoa; Malacalcyonacea; Plexauridae
Source: the annotation of a GenBank genome assembly
AUGGCAAAUAUAAAUAUGUUAACGAUGAAAUUUUUGUAUAUAUGGUUUCAAGUCAUUGUUCUACACAUUAUUCAUUUACGUGGCGAAGUGUACAAGAGUCAUAAAGCGAUAAACACUGGUAAUCUGGAACAGCAUUAUCCAAAUCUUUAUUUCUCGGCUAAAGAUUUACCUAAACUACGCGCGCAAGCUUCAUCUAGCCAUGCGGAGAUAUAUAAAGAGUUAGCAAAGCUUAUGCGAGAUUUGGGAUCAGGUGGGAUACCGCCGGAGAGUGUGAUUGUAUUUAAUUCAAAAUGGAAUGAGCGUUAUGGAAACCUGUUAGGAAGUCUUGCUGUAUACUGCGCGCUGACGCCUGGAGAUCGCGAGGCAUUGGAUGUUGCUAAGUUAUUUAUGAAAAGAUUCACAAGUUACGAUACGUGGUUAGUAACGGGUCUAGAAAAAGACGAAAUUCCUCUUGCGCAUUCAAUACUUGGCUACGCGACUGCAUUUGAUUGCCUUUAUAGCUCGUUCACGCUUGACGAACGUGAUCGCUACGCCACCAAGCUACUACAAACUGGCACUCAACUGUUUAACGCUGCAAACAAGAUAUGGUGGGGUCGGUCGUAUGUACACAAUCACGUGGCAACGAACUACAUGGCGCUUUUAACUGCAGCGCUUGUCCUCAAACCGUAUUACCCAAAGAUAGCACUGGCUUGGCAAGAAACAUCGGUCAACGCGCUAAACGCCACUAUGGAAUUUUUGAAACUAGUCGUGGACGGCUCUUUCCAGGAGGGGGUCUCAUAUGGUACGUAUACAAUGAGAUCCUUGACGCAAUUUAUGUUUAUUUCCGAACGACAUUUUGCGCGCAAUUAUAGAACGAACAACUGGUUGCGCAAACAUUUUGAUUUCCUCUUGUACACUAUAAUACCUGGGUUUCAGCUCACAGUUGGGUUUGCUGACUCUAACCUAAACUGGGCGUAUGGUCCAGAGAGUCAACUGGAAUUCUUAGAAAACUACCUACACCCAGAUGGUAGAGCGAAAUGGCUUAGCAAUGAAAUAAAGAGUCACAGAGUGAAUAAGGUCAAUUAUAAAAAUCGUCAUGAUUAUAAGUCGCAAGUACAUACAGAAUUUUUGUUCCAUAACAGCAGUUUGAAGCCGAAACGAGCGAGUGAGGUUAAACUGCAUGUUUUUAGCGACUGGGGAGUUCUUACAUACGGUGGUGGGAUUCCAGACCCGCAUGUAUUUCUGUCGUUCAAAUGCAGCCAUCUACAUGGCCGUGCAAUUAAUUUGUUGAGGCCGAGUUUAAACUUCAAUACACAACGCGGUUUUGUUCCUGGACACGAACAGCCGGACCAAGGAUCGUUUGUUUUUGUGACAAAAGAUCAAGCUGUUAUCACUGAGCCUCGUUACGCGCCAAAGUACACCUAUUUACAAAACACUUUAAUGUUUGGACCAUCAAACGAAGGAUGCACUCGACCUUAUCUCGGGCAACUAGGCGAGUGUAAGAUGUGGUUUAAUUUUAAGUUUGACAGCCGAACGUGGGGCGCACGCGGAGAGCUCGUGGGGUACUCGCGCGAAAAUGACGUCAUAUUUAUGAGCGGUGACAUGUCGCAAGUGUAUGACAAAGAUCUUGGGUUAACAACUGUAUACCGUGCUUUGGUCAUGCUUGCACCAAGCGUGCUUGUAGUUGUCGAUAUCGUGCGGUUUCGUGCUGAUAGCGUGACGUCGCACGCUAGUGCGUUUUUUCACAACUCCGAUUUCGUGUUCAACACCGAUGCGUACGACAACGAUAAAAAUCAUUGCGCGGCUAUUGGCCGUUAUAAAAUGUGCUGGGAACAUUUGAAUGCAAAGACUGUUAACAUCAGCACUAAAAAUAACUUCAGAGUAACCAAACAAAGACAUGCCACAAAUUUCGUCAACAUUACGUGGAAGCGUUCAGAACUAUUGACAAGCACUGCGUACGUGUUUCAUGGGCCUCAAUACACUCUUAAACAUUUAAAACUUUCAAAAAUUGAGGAUAACGGAAUAAAUAUUAACUUAAAGCUAAACUCGGUGGAAUAUAGUAUAACUUUAUCGACACGAUACGACGACCCCCGAUUGCGGAGAAAACUACUGGGUUCUAAUGGCUAUGGGAAAGUUAACAUCAAGUCAGAAAAUAAUGUUUCCACUCUUCAUUUGGGGGUGAAAAUGAGAGGUGAUGCAAAUGACGUCAGCAAGGCUAGUGACGUCAGCACGAUGACGUCACAAAUACCCAUCAGCCGAGUCCAUAGAUAUCCAUUUGGUUUUGUUUAUAUCGUUGUUUGUACUAUGCUGCUAUUUUUAUAUUUGAAUUUCAAAACACGUCUUCGGUUCAGAUUGAAGGUUAUAGUAUUUUGUGCUCUUUCCAUAUGCUUUGCUAUCUAUGUGUAUAUAGGGAGUUCCUACAAGCAUUUUGAGACAAGCCGGCUUCCCCAGUAUUCCACUGCUCCCAUACUCCCUACCCGGAAAAAUGACCGUCCACUGAACGCUGUAGUGAUAACUGGACUACCUUCAAGCGGAAUGGAACUCGCCCUUGAACUGUUCACGACAAAUCCCGACUUUAUCACGAUCGGUGUUCCUUCGGAAUCGAGAGUUGGCGUUGCUGAAGAUAACCUGGACUUGCGGGAAUGGACAAAACGCGACAUUUUGGAUGAAAAACUUGCGGAAUGGUGGAACACUCUACUGAAAACUCCAACAGCGCGUGGAAAUACGGAUGAUUAUAUUGCAUUAGUAAAUCCUUUAAAUCCACGAUCUAUUCACGGAGCUUUCAUUCGCAAAUCACGAGGUGCAUUCGCUGCUAUUAGUUUUCGAAAUCCAGGAUGGUUAUUUAAAAUGUCGGUUUUGUUUGAAAAUAAUCAAACACCGUUGUUAUACGUUGUUAGAGACCCAAGAAGCUGGAUAGAACACAUGUUAGACCGUCCAGACGAAUCAAACUUAUUCUUGCAAGAAUUUAAAACGGCCAUUCGGACACCUCUUGGAACCUUUCCACUUGAAAUUCAACAUUUGCGGGAACUUAACUUUGCUACUUUAAAAACCCAUAUCGCAUUGGCGCAUAUUUGGACUGCGUUUGCAACGUAUGCUUUUAGGCUUAGGUCCACUCUCCCCCCUGGAGGACUGAAGAUCGUACACUUUGAGAACUUAAUCAAGUCGCCAAGGGCAACAGCCGAUGGCGUGUACAGUUUCUUAGAAAUGCCUUUUCCGGCAGCGGUCGAACACAGGAUAAUGCAAGUCACCGAGACUGGACUUUAUAAGUUUAAAAAUUAUGAUACUAUCGAGCCGAGCUUGUGUAAUUGGGGUAAGGUUUUAACAAAACUUCAAGUCUCGGAGAUUUAUGGCAUUUGCAAAAAAGCCAUGAAAAAUAUUAGUUAUAG